This is a messenger RNA of Leishmania mexicana MHOM/GT/2001/U1103, 2478 nucleotides long. RefSeq lists its product as hypothetical. Gene Ontology annotation, molecular function: protein binding. NCBI's taxonomy places the organism in Eukaryota, Euglenozoa, Kinetoplastea, Trypanosomatida, Trypanosomatidae. The transcript has a single exon. The coding region runs from base 1 to 2478 and encodes 825 amino acids. The record is from RefSeq and is a predicted model, not a curated record.
AUGCCCAUAUAUAUAUAUUUGUAUGUAUGCCGCUCCCUUUAUCAUACACACACACACACACACACACAGUCGCUGAUCAAUUUUCGAGCACGCAUCGCUCAGUCACUCGUUGCGUGGCGUCUUCACUUUUUUCCCCAAUUCGUUGCGUUCACUGCCUUGACUGCCGUGGCGAAUGGUCUGUUGUCUGCCGGCCUGCCACUGACUUGGCCCGUGAUUGGAGCAGGCUUGCCUCCAGGUGUAAUGCUCUCUGUCGACUAUGGAUUCGGCACCUCCGUGAAGAGAAGCGGACACGGCAGUUGCUGGUGCGCCGCACUGGGCGGCAUUGUUCAGUUCGGCGGGUGGCCGCCAAGCGAACUGCUGGCUGAGGUGGUACGGUCCGAGGGAUCUAGUUGCCCCCUCUUCGUGCUGCCGGUAACGACCAUCGCGCGUCAUGUGCACCGCGCAGAUCAGCGUCGCGGGAUAGACGCCUUCGAUGUUGCUUUGGCGCCGCACCGUCAGCGCAGGCUGCGAAGGCUGUGCGAGAUUGCCAGCGGGGUGGCAGCAUCCGAGUGCAGCGGGACGCUGCGCAACUUCCAGGGAAGGCGCUUCUCAAGGCCGGGCUGUGCCGCCGACAUGGAGGAUAAGGACGGCGAUAUCCUGGGAGAGAGCUUUAGCGCGUCGUCCUCCGGACCCAGCUCCCUUUCUUCAACGACGGAGGAGUCGAACGAGCGCGGGUUUGAGUAUGAUGAGGGUUACGUAAGCGAACAGGGGGUGGAGAACGAGGCCGACCAGAGCAGGGGUAGCUCUGUGGACACCUCGCCGUCCUUGUCGUCUUCCUCAAGGAGGAGGAGUGGACACGGCAUCGAUGCGCGACAGACGUUACACCUCCACCCCGCCGCCGCGUCGGACGGAGUCGUCGCCGAUGCGGUGAACGAGGUCGUGGUGCCACCAAUCACCGUUGAGCUGCUGCGCCAGGUGGGCCUCGAGGCGGGCGACCGCAUAGCACACAGCACCCCUGCAUCUCCGUCAGCGGCCGCGUCACAGGACCACAUGAGCGUGAGCCCCAGCACUCACACUGACCACGUCAAACUUGCCCUCCGAGACCUCACGAAGGGACGCAAGGCUGGUCCUGGCAUGGACAAGGAGGCGCCUUCAGUCCAGGCUGACACACGCGAGGUGCGCGGCAAGCACACGGUGCGGCCGCUUCGGUGGAGGAUGAUUCGGCCGCCGGUGGCGCCACGCUCACGGCAUGGGCACCAUCUCGUCUCCUGCGGGGAGCGCCUCUACGUGAUCGGUGGCAGCUACUGGGCUCAUGGCAACGCGCUGGCGUCGACGGACAUGAUGUACGAUGUGUGCACGGGCGCCUGGCAGCAGAUUUCUUCUCUCUUCCCUCAGCGCUUCUGCGCGGCAUUGGCGAAAAGCAACGCCGUCCCCGCGACGCCGUUGGCGAUGCGAGCUUUGCCUUCACCUAGGCAUCUCGUGGAAGAGGCUGUCGAGGGGGGCGCUCUCACAACCAGGGCGGCGAGUGCGGGCGACGAACAUCAGGUGUUGUACUACUUCGGCGGCUUGAGCUACUCGCAUCAGCUGAUGAACACCCUCCAUCGUCUCUGGCUGCCGCAGGAGGUGUUGGAGGAACUGCCUCAAUACGGUGCAGUGCCACGAGCGCAGUUCAAGGGGAUUCUCGUGUGCGACGUGCAGCGUGAAUGCACCCCCGAUGAGCGUAAACGUGGCGAAGAGGCGACAGGACGACUCCUCUACAUGGAUGGCUUUCAGGAUGGACGCCCAAUGGCGCCAUAUCUGCGAGUGUACAACUUGGCAACAGGGGUAUGGGUGCGUGUGUGCCCCUCGCCAGACCUCGUGCGCAGCCAGAUCUCACUGCUUCAGUACGAACUCGUGGACGCAGUGAGCGAGGGGCUCGCUAACGAGGCAGCGCUGUCGACGCCCGUGCCGUCUGUGAAGCGAGAGAGCGAUCAAUCAAUAAAGUGGCAUGCCACUCGCCUUCGACGGUUCGAGGUGUUGGGCGGCAUGCCGGCUCGCCACGGCAAGCAGCGCCGCUCUCGCAUGUGCUACUCAUUCGACACAGUGCAGAUGCGCUUCGACUACUCGCACGCGCUGCCGGUACCCGGGCUGACAGCGCACUGUGUAGUGCUAUUACCGUCUCCUGGUACGCCCAGCGCUGUUGCAGCUCUCCACUCGUCGGUGAAGAGCGGGGAGGACAGGCGAACAUUGGCGGACGGCACCACGCUCUUGAGCGCUUACCAGGCGGCCCUUCGAGUGCUACGCGAGCGGUGUGGUGCGUGGUCACUGUGCUGUGGCGGCAACGAGGACUGGAGCGAUGCCGAGCAGAACAGCCUCGGGGAGCCGGUGGGGUGGCUUUACUUGCUGGCACCACGCAGGAUUCCUCUUGCCGAGGCAGCUCGGGUGCAGAUGGAGCGGCUGCCUAUCCAAUCGAAGGUGCUCACGAUGGAAAGAGAUGAGCUUCUCGGCACACUCUUUUAA